UUUUCGUAAUAUUGAGCUUGUAUUGGGUCACUUUCGGGUGUAUCUUCUAUAAAUACAAGACACAUCUUUAGCUCAUUCCCAACAAACUUAAACACAAAUAAAGAAACUAACCACAACUCUUUUACACAAGAAAGUCACAAUGGGCAAUUGUUUGGUUACCGAAUAUAAGAUUAUCAAGGUCAUGAAAACAGAUGGAAAAGUUCUUGAAUACAGAGCACCCAUCAAAGUUCAUCAAGUCUUAUCAGAUUUUUCUGGGCAUGCAAUAUCUGACAAACUACCUGUUGUCAGUCAUUUGUGUCUAGACUUUGAUAUGAUUGUUGAUCACCUAUACUACCUUCUACCCCUUCCAGUAUUGCCAGCAGAGGAAGAAGAAGAGAAAGAGAAGAAAAGGGUAAGAUUUUCGAAUCCCCAAGAUAUAGCAGGCCAAGAAGGCAGUGGAGUUGUGAGGAUAAAGUUAGUCAUCACCAAACAGGAACUGGAGAUGAUGUUAAGCAGAGGAGCACUAUCACUAGAUGAUAUGAUUUCUCAUCUUCAAGAUAAACAGAAUUCAUCCAAUCAAGCUGAAUUGUCAAAUAAAGGAUGGAAACCUUCACUAGAAAGCAUACCAGAAUGAACUGGUUGAUGAUCAUCUCCUUACCUAGUUUCACUACUAAGAAAAUAGGCAUAUAGAUCAAACAUAUUGAAUACUACUUUGGUUAUCAUAGAAGAAACUGAAAUAUAUAUAUAUCCAUCUUGUUUUAUGCUUUCUUGUUAUGUAUAACA
This is a messenger RNA of Impatiens glandulifera, 762 nucleotides long. RefSeq lists its product as uncharacterized. The coding region runs from base 140 to 613 and encodes 157 amino acids. The transcript has a single exon. The record is from RefSeq and is a predicted model, not a curated record. Lineage: Eukaryota; Viridiplantae; Streptophyta; Magnoliopsida; Ericales; Balsaminaceae.